UUUUUUAUUUUUUAUUUUUUGCUGGCAGCCACAUUCAACAUGGCGCAAUUGCUCAACCACUUUCUUCCUUUCAACCGACUUUAUUUACACUGAACGCCUCGGCAAUAGUAGCUAAUUUGUGUGACGUUUAGGGUGCGUAAGCGUGUGACGCGGCGUCCCUUUGUUGGUUCAGCAGCGGUGGCGCUUGUGUUGUUAUUUUUUCUGCGGCUGAAAAUUUUCAAGUCUGUGUGGAAAUCUUUAUUUUUUUUUGUAAAUAUAUUUUUUUCAUUUGGAUAUUUUACCUGAAUCCGACUAAUAUAGUAAUGGACUCGGACGAAGGAUACAAUUAUGAAUUCGACGACGAAGAGGAGUGCAGCGAAGACAGCGCUGAAGAGGAGCUCGAAGACGACACCCUGGAGCUCGGAGAGGUGGAGUUGGUCGAUCCUGCCGAGGCCGGCGGCGAGCGGGAUGUAUGCGGGGAGACCGGGAGCAGCGGCCUGGGGCCCGGCCAAGACGAGGAGGAUUACCGCUUUGAGGUGCUCACCGCGGAUCAGAUCCUCCAACACAUGGUGGAGUGUAUCAGGGAGGUCAACGAGGUCAUCCAGAACCCAGCAACAAUUACAAGAAUACUACUUAGCCACUUCAACUGGGACAAGGAGAAGCUGAUGGAGAGGUACUUUGAUGGGAACUUGGAGAAGCUGUUUUCAGAAUGUCAUGUUGUAAACCCUAGUAAGAAAUCCCGGACACGCCAGAUGAACACAAGGUCCUCUGCACAGGACCUGCCGUGCCAAAUCUGCUACCUGAACUACCCCAAUGCGUAUUUCACUGGCCUGGAGUGUGGACACAAAUUCUGCAUGCAGUGUUGGGGUGAAUACCUAACUACCAAAAUCAUUGAGGAGGGAAUGGGACAGACUAUUUCCUGCCCAGCUCACAGCUGUGAUAUCCUAGUAGAUGACAAUACAGUUAUGAGACUCAUAACAGAUUCAAAAGUGAAGUUGAAGUACCAGCAUUUAAUUACUAAUAGUUUUGUAGAGUGCAAUAGACUGUUAAAAUGGUGCCCUGCGCCUGAUUGCCAUCAUGUUGUUAAAGUCCAGUACCCUGACGCUAAGCCGGUCCGCUGUAAAUGUGGCCGCCAGUUCUGUUUCAACUGUGGUGAAAAUUGGCAUGACCCUGUCAAAUGCAAGUGGUUAAGGAAGUGGAUAAAAAAGUGUGAUGAUGACAGUGAAACUUCAAACUGGAUCGCAGCUAACACCAAGGAGUGUCCCAAAUGCCAUGUUACCAUUGAGAAAGAUGGCGGCUGUAAUCACAUGGUCUGUCGUAACCAGAAUUGUAAAGCUGAAUUCUGUUGGGUCUGUCUUGGACCCUGGGAACCACAUGGAUCUGCUUGGUACAACUGCAACCGCUACAAUGAAGAUGAUGCUAAAGCAGCGAGAGAUGCCCAGGAGGUAAAGUCCGGAACCGGGGAUGGAGGGCUAGCUAAGCGCUCCCGGGCAGCUCUGCAGAGGUACCUGUUCUACUGCAAUCGCUACAUGAACCACAUGCAGAGUCUGCGCUUUGAGCACAAGCUGUACGCUCAGGUCAAGCAGAAGAUGGAGGAGAUGCAGCAGCACAACAUGUCCUGGAUCGAGGUGCAGUUUUUGAAGAAGGCUGUGGACGUGCUCUGCCAGUGCCGUGCCACACUCAUGUUCACUUACGUUUUUGCAUUCUACCUCAAGAAGAAUAAUCAGUCCAUUAUCUUUGAGAACAAUCAGGCAGACUUGGAGAAUGCCACCGAGGUGCUGUCUGGGUAUCUGGAGCGUGAUAUUUCGCAGGAUUCACUGCAAGACAUCAAGCAGAAAGUGCAAGAUAAGUACAGAUAUUGUGAGAGUCGGCGAAGAGUGUUGCUACAACAUGUGCAUGAAGGUUACGAGAAAGACCUCUGGGAGUAUAUUGAGGAUUGAGGAUAACCCCGCUUACAAUGAACUUGGAAAAUAACUUUACCAACUAGAGUGCUGAUGCAAUUAAACUGGGUGGCACUGGCCUCUGCUGACACCGCUGGUCUACUCCGGAAUGUCAUCCUUUUUUUUUUUUUUUUUUUUUUUCUGUUUUUGCUUAAUGGAAAGAUAAAAUAAAUUAUAUUGUAAUAAAAAGGUAGAUACAACACCGACGAAAUACAAUGUGUACAACAGUAUUGUAAGCAGCACAGUGAAGUUUGACAAGACACUGAAAAAAGAAACCCUGCCCUCCGAGCUUGUGACGUAGAUUCCUUCUUGAAAGCGGAUGCUUUUUUUUUUGUUUGUUUCCUUUUUUAUUUUUUUCCUUGUGUGUAGGAAAUUGAUUUACAUUUUGUUUUCAACACAGCUUUAAAUGUACAACUAGCCAUGUAUAUUGUUGUGGCAGAUUGGCUAAAGACAAUUACAGGAGCAAAAACUGUGUUAAAACGGUGUACAUUGAUAUGAAAGUUGUAAAUAACGCAUAUGCAUGGAAGAGUUUAAAACAGCAAGCGUAGCACGUGUUUGCAUAAUUUUUAAAUUACAAAAAAAAAAUCAAGAUGGUGUAUAUUUGCUGUGUAGUUUCUUAAGUUCUUUAUUAUUAUUAUUAUUAUUAUUAUUAUUAUUAUUAUUAUUAUUAUUAUUAUUUCUUCUCUUUCCCCAGCUUUUUAAAAUUUGAUUUUCCUUUUAUGUGGAGGGUUGAAGGAAGGGGGCGACUGGAUGCUAACCAGAGAAUUCUAGCUGUAUCUGCCGCUUUUAUCACUCCAUUGUUCACACUGCACCUCCGUUCAACAGCAGCAGUAAAAUCCAAAGCCUGUAAAUGGCAGAAUGUCUAAAUCAUGAUAGGGUCAGAAUCCUUGGCACUACAGAUUUAGAAGUGAAGACCUAACAUAUUGACCCUGCUCUUGAUUGAAACAUAGAAGGAGUUUUUAAGAAGAAGAAGAAGAAAAAAAUACAUUUUGUAAGCUGCAUUUUAUUUGAAGUCUGCCUGGACUGGAUUACUCAUUUCUUUUUCUUAGUUUUAAUAUUUACAGGGAAAAAAAAACAAUCCAAAAAAGAAUUCCUGAUUUCUCAGGAUAAAAAGGGAGUUUUGUUUGACCAACUUUUUAUCUGCAAUGAAAGCACUUGUGGGGUGGGGUGGGGGAGGUGGGGUAUUAAGGUGUAAAAAGAGGUUUAACUCAACAGUUUAUAAAAUUCCUAGGGUUGAGAAGAUUUGAACAGUGAAAGAUCAUACAGAGCUUUAACAGAAACGUUAUUUAGAGCUAACAGUAGUAGGUAUUUUGCCAUUUUCCUUUCUUUUGUUGGCUAUAUUUUGCUUUGCGCAAGGCUCUAGCUAUCUUCUGGCUCAGGAGCUAAUUAAGCUAAUUUACAGUUACUCGGUAGCUUUGGCAAGUCACUAAGCAUAAUGUGAGCUUUGAAUGUUAACAUGCCAUUUAAACGUAGAUAUGCUCCCCACCAAAAGCUUUUUUUUUUUUUUUAUAAAUAUAAAGCAAGUUACAAGGUAGAAUUUCUUACUCUGGUUUGCUUUAACGCACUGUAGAUGAUAAAUCUCUUUUUUUUUUUUUUUUUCUCUCCUAGUUGUAAGAUUGAAGUCCUUUUUUCUGCAGUGCAGAAUAUUUUACAUGUAUGAAAUGCAGGAAAUGUUGCCCAUGAAGUGAAAAAAGAAAAAAGAGUCUGCUUUCACAGAAGUGUGAACUACUAUUAUAUAAAAAAAUAUAUAUUUUCGUCUCAGUUUGUGAAGUAAAACAUUCUGGGAAAUCGGAGUUGCAGACCUAAUUGGUUUUACCUGUCCUAAUAAUUCUUUAAUAAAAAAAACAAAAAAAUCUGACUGUACUAUACAAAAUAAAUGUCAUAAAAAAAAACUAAAAAAAAAAUAGAAUUCAGUAUUGUGUGAAUCAUUAGAAUAGCCUAGCUUUAAACUUAAUGCAUUGUACAUUCAAGUUUUGAACUGUAUGAAGAUGGCGCUCGCCCGAAAAACAAAGCUAAACAUAUUCAUGUUUAUGAUGCAUCGUGUGACGAGUCACCUUUUGAUGCCUGAAUUUCAUCUGAAGGCAUUGAGUUUCAUAAAUUGACCCAAUACCAAUGUUAUAAUAGAGGACUGUUUUGCAAUUUUUAUAAGGAUUCUAUACAAAUCAAGGUUUGUGAAGUACUUGAUCGAAAUGGGGACAACAGAUGUGGUAUUUUUAAAUAAUAUAACUGAACUCCCUUGCCUAUGGGCCAAAAAACAUAGACAUCGACAGACUUGUGAAUGGCCGCACAGCUGACCCCACAAUUCCAGAAUGACUUUCAUUCAUACCCUACCUAAACUAAUAACACUGGACUGUUGCAUUUCCAAGUCCUUAUUGGACAAUAUGCUCUUUCAACAGCCAUGUGAGCAGUUUAAAUGUAAGGAGUUGGAAUGACAAAAACUCAAUGGGAAACCAUUGGCUUCUUGAUUGACAUGACAAUGGCAACGUGCAGCUGCUAUGGCAUCAAAAGGAUUUUCUUAGCAAACCGAAGCUGCUGUUCAAUAUUCAUUCCUAGUUCUGGGGAGUGGGGAAUUUUUGGUCUGCUUGUAUUUAUUUGUGCUGGUUUAAAACAGAUGAAAACUCUUAUUGGGUUUUUACUGGGGAUGCACAGCUAAAGGUCAGUUGACAAUCCCUGCUUGCUGUCUGCAGUAACUUUUUCUAGUCCUGUUUCUAACUGCGCUACAUGCCUUGUGUCUGUCAUCAAGUGUAUGGGGUUGUAAACCGUGGCUAAAACGAAUCUGGUGCCAGAAGUAAUCUGAUACUUAGCAAUUCCGUGUCCUCAUUAUUGUAAAUUGCUUACCUGAAUGUACAUCAGGAGUGCGACUUGGAUUAACUAACAUGUCAAAAACACAGAAACAAAUGUGGGUUCAGUGGUGUAUGCUGUAGCAGAUGCUUUGAGCAACUGCAUGCAAAGCCUCUUCACCUGCCCAUCUACUUUCUGACAACCUGGUUUUAGCCUCCAAGAGCACUCUGCUGCACAGAUCUGCCCUGCAAGAAUGGUUCCAAUACAUACUCCUUGACAGAACUUCAGUCAGUGAUCCAGCAUGUCAAACCAGGUUGCUCUUACUACAUGUAUUGGUGUGCCCCUUAAGAAUUGCUAGAUAUCAAUGCCUUUAGAUCUCACUCAGCUAAUGAAGCACUGCUAGUCUGUUUAAUGCUCCAAACAUUUCUUUAACAUUGGAAAAGAUACAGUGAUUAUAUGGUGUUCAGGCAUGGCUGGUUACACAGACCAUGAUUAGCUCUGAUCUUGGACUCUCUCCUAAGGUUGCUUAUGGUAAGGUUGUCCAGGAUUAGUGCUAAUAGAGUCUGCAAAAUCAGCCGCUGCUUAGAUUAUUAAUAUAGAGCCUUUUGUGUCCAAAUGAUUGGAGCAGUGGAGAGCCCUGAAACUCAACUGCACUUCAGACAGUUCCAGCUGUUUACUUAGUAUAUGAACCCUGAUGGGAGUAAAGAGUGCUUCCUGCUUCCCACUCCAGUUGAUAAAGAAACACCAUUGCCUUGUGUUUAGUUUGAGGUAUCUUUUUCUUUUGCCAUGUAGGAUGGCCAUUGACAGUGGGGACCUCACCAGCCCAUUGUUGGUUUCAUGAGCAUACAAAUAUUAAUGUACAUUUAAAAAGAGAGAAUAUCCUGGGUUGUUUUAUGUAUAUAUAUAUUUUUUUCUGAAAUAAUAUUUAAACAGCAUUUUGUGACCAGACAAAACCGGCAUUGCAUUUGUUUUAAGCAUCGAAUCAAUCGACCACUUUUCUAUAUAAAAAAAAUAAUAAAAAUAAUAGUUUAAUUUUGCGGAUUUGUUUUUCUGCCCUUUGAAAACUGAAUGUUGUUUUUAAUGCCUUAUUUACAUACAGUGUAAAAAAAAUAUCUGGAGAAAAUUAGUUAUUUGUCUGUUUUAAAUACAUUAAAGUGAAAAAUGUCAUAAA
Molecule: messenger RNA, 5871 nt
Organism: Acipenser ruthenus (sterlet)
Lineage: Eukaryota; Metazoa; Chordata; Actinopteri; Acipenseriformes; Acipenseridae
Product: E3 ubiquitin-protein ligase arih1
Exons: 14
Coding region: 303-1919 (538 amino acids)
Biological process (GO): protein polyubiquitination; positive regulation of proteasomal ubiquitin-dependent protein catabolic process; ubiquitin-dependent protein catabolic process
Cellular component (GO): nucleus; cytoplasm; ubiquitin ligase complex
Molecular function (GO): ubiquitin protein ligase activity; ubiquitin conjugating enzyme binding; zinc ion binding
Source: RefSeq, a predicted model, not a curated record